Solanum pennellii is the source of this 672-nucleotide messenger RNA. RefSeq lists its product as uncharacterized. Gene Ontology annotation, molecular function: nucleic acid binding; zinc ion binding. The record is from RefSeq and is a predicted model, not a curated record. Lineage: Eukaryota; Viridiplantae; Streptophyta; Magnoliopsida; Solanales; Solanaceae. The transcript is spliced from 3 exons. Bases 1 to 672 code for a protein of 223 amino acids.
AUGUCCUCCGAAAUGAAAGGAGGCUCACCAACUGACUUUGAGUUGCUCACUGGAUCAACGAUCAUGCUUCCUCGUAGAGCUAACACUAGGAAUGUGAAUGCCAAGAAUACAAAUGUGUCUCCUCCAGUCCCAGAUCAGGAAGUCCCCAAUGCUGAUUUCAGGAAUGUCAUACAGAUGUUGGCUCAGAGUAUGACCAACCAGAUCAAUCGGGUUCAUGCUUCUGUGGAUGCAAAUAGUGGAUCAGCAGCAGCAAUGGUUCAGGGUGAUAAACUUAGGGAACAACCCAAGGAUAAUAAGAAGGAUAGGACUGGGAACUAUGACUAUUCUCAGCAAAAAUCGGGUGAUGAAAAUUGCUCGCAGAGUCAGCAGAAGUUUUCAGCUCCAACCUCUUCAUCAGCUAGUGUUCCAUUAUCCAAGAACAGGUAUGACCAGAAGGUUAGAGCACCAAGCUCUAAGUCUCAGGGAAGUGUUGUAGGAACGAAGACUUACCCCACUUGCCCUAAGUGUGGUAAGAACCAUCCGAGCGAGUGUCUCGCAGGAAAAGAAAGAUGCUUUGGGUGCGGUCAGUCUGGUCAUAGGUUGAAGGAUUGUCCUUCUAGAAAGGUUCAAGGAGGUGGCAAUGGUAGAGAUCAGUCUAAAACUUCAUCAGCACCAGCAAGUCGCCCAACUUAG